CUCUUACUCCUCCUCCUCUUCCUCCUCCAUCGCCGUUGCAGAAUCCCUUCUCCUCCCUCCUCCUGCCUCUUCCCCCAUUCGUCGCAGCUCUCCCGCUUCCCCGACACCAUCCUCCUCCUCCCUUCUCCUUCCUCCUCCCUCUUUCACCCGUUCAUCGCAUCCCCCCGCCCCUCUUCCCCUCCCCCUCGCCCUCCUCCACUUCAUCACAGGCCCCGCCCCCCGUUUUCCUUCUCCGAUCCCAACAGUCCCCUCUCCGUUUUCCUACUCCGCACCCGACAGCCCCCUCUCCAUUAUCUUGCUCCGGCCUCGACAGCCACCAUCUCCCUCCUCUACACCCCUCUUCGCUCUCUCUACACAUCUUCCCCUCCCCUUUCCUUCUCCCUGAUAGUUACUCGCUACCCUCCCAACAAGCAGUCAGCAGCUUAUCAUGAGCAUUUACUUAAAAGAAAUAGAAAGUCACAGUAUGCAUGUUAAAUACUGUUGUUAAGAUAGACAGCAGGAGAAGUGCUGCUUUUAUAAAGAGCAAAGGGAAUUGGGGAGUCUUAGAGAAAAAGAAAAAAACAUGGAAAAGAUAGAACAAGAGAUAGCAGAGACAAUAAUUGGGUCACUGUCCAAAGAAAAUCAUAAUUAUUUCAGUAGAAUCAUGCACAAGUCUGACUAUUCCUCAUGUGAAGCAUUUUAAUUAAAAAUAUACCUAACAUAAUACUAAUCUGACUAGGUUUCCCAAUAGAAGCUCUCUCAACAGCAACUGCUUAUUUUGAUGAAGCGUUUGGUUCAUCAGACCUCUUAGUUUUCUUAUUAUCUUUACUGCAUUGCAGUUUCUUUUUCAAGCACAUCAGAAAAUUUCAACACAAAACCCCAAAUGACACAAGGGACUUGACUCGAUCUAAACUACAAGUUGAGUCAACAACUAGAAUUUGACUUGAUUUCCAAACCCGAAAAUAGACCCAAAAUCUCAAUGUAUUUGGUCAGGGAUAUGGGAUGCUUGGUAGUGUCUAAACCCACCAACUACAAUGGAAAAAUAAGUGGAAUAUUGUCUGUGCGCUGGUGUUGUCUGAUGCCAUUAUUUCAGUGGUGGAAAAUUGCUCGGAUGUGAGCAUGAUAAUAAGUAACUAAUCAUAGGUACUCUUUAUCAACUCUCAAACACCAUUUAGAGACUUAUCUCUGAAAGAAAUGGCUGAUUGGGACUAAAUGCAUGUGGAUUAACAUGAUUGGUAAAGGAAUGUUGUCUGAGACAGAUGAUUAGUUGAAAGUUUUCAACAUCCUUGAUUCGAGGUAGAAGAGGAAUUUGGACUUGGAGAGGGCAGAAAUAAGACUACUUUUCUUGUAUUUUUCUGCAAACAGUACGGGAUACUGCCUCAAAAGACUAAUGUUUUCGGUCCAGCAGAGGCUCUUUUGCCUUCUCUCUUGUAACAAGUCCAACGUCCAUCUUUCCUCCUAUCAACUCUGCAGUCUGUUUAGCUUUUCCACUGCCAAAGAGAACAGUUCAAAUCAUAGAUCCAACUUUACAUUGGUCGGCCCCCUUGAGUCAUGUGAACUUUCCUCAAAAGAGGCUGCAAAAACGGCUGAUGAUAGCAUCUGUGAAAAAAAACUUUCAAGUUCAAGUCCUUCCAUUGAGUUCUUUAAGCAGAGUGGUUGGAGUGAUGCACAAGUCAUGAAGCUUAUGCAGAGGGAACCCAGGUUUCUACGUGCUAACGUAGAGACUAUCCUGAAGCCCAGGAUGCGAUCUUUGCAGGAGAUGGGAUUUUCUGACACUGAAAUAAUUCGGCUGGUUUCAUCAUGUCCUACUCUGCUCCGUUUAAGUGAUAUCCAACCAAGGAUCAACUUCUGGAGAUCACUACUUGGUUCUAAUGAGAGGUUUCUGAAAGCCUGCAAGAGGAACAUGUUUGUUCUUACUUCUAGCUUGGCUCGGAAUAUAGAACCCAGUAUAUCUCUCUUGAGGGAACGUGGCAUCAGUGAUGAGCGGAUCGCGCAUAUGGUGGUGACAAUGCCGGGCGGUUUUGGUAGAAUAGACAAAUUAAAGGAAGUUAUCAAAUAUAUUGAUGAAUUGGGUGUCCCACGAGACUCUGGAGUAUACACUAAAGCACUUAAUGUGGUCAUUACCGUGAGCAGGUCCAGGUUUGAUGCUAUGUCGGUAACUCUGAUGAGCUUUGGGUGGUCCCAGCCUGACAUCAUUGCUUUAAUCGGGAAGUGCACCUCCAUUUGGACACUCUCAAAGAAGAACAUAUGUGACAAGAUGACAUUCCUGAUGAAGGAAGCUGGUUGUGAGCUGACAUAUAUCAUUGGCCAUCCCGUGCUUCUUACAUAUAGCUUGGAGAAGAGGUUGAGACCUCGAUAUGAUGUUAUGAAUUUUCUUGAUCAGAAUAAAUUGCUGGAUAGAGGACAUAACCUGGCAUCUGUCGUGACGCUACCUGAAGAGAAGUUCAGAAACAAAUUCCUUUUCCUGCUAGGCGAGGAGAAAUUUAUUGCUCAAUAUGAGUCCUAUGUUGUUGCUGUGCAGGGAAAGAAUGACGUUGUUGCGGAAAACUAGUAUUGCAAGUGCUUCCUUAAGACAAAGUGUCGACCUAUUGCAUGCUGACUGCAAAUUAAUCACUUUAUAUUUGUGACAAUUUAAAUUCUGCAAGAGUUUCUUGGAGUAUAACUUCCAUGUUGAUUUGGUGAUUCUUCUUCUAUUUAUUUUUUCUGCAACAAGAGGUACUGAUUCUUUUAUGCUGAUGUCUCAGAAAUUGGUUUGGGGGAAAGUCGAUUACUACAGAAAGGUGUAACCGAAAUAUCAAGCUUUUGUGUUC
Messenger RNA from Musa acuminata subsp. malaccensis (wild Malaysian banana), 2789 nucleotides. The record is from RefSeq and is a predicted model, not a curated record. Lineage: Eukaryota; Viridiplantae; Streptophyta; Magnoliopsida; Zingiberales; Musaceae.